ACAAUCACUCUGAGAUUAAUCAGAUACAGAAGACACAAUUCAAAGAAAGGAAGAAAAGAAAGAAAGAAGAAGCAGAAAGAAGCCAAAGAAUUUUUAAAAAAGAACAAUUUUGCUUUUUAUUAAUAUUUGUAUAAAACCCGAAGUAUGGCCAACGACACCGACGCUUUAUUGGACUUUUACAGGAAGACCCGCAAUUUUAUGUGGGUUUAUGUUGCUAUCCCUUUGAUUUGCUUCGGAAUCAUUGGGAAUAUUCUUUCCAUCAUCAUCCUACUGCGACCACGCAUGCGUGCUAUGCAGGUGUUUGUCUACCUCAUCACUUUAGUAUCCAAUGAUUUGGUUGUUCUUUUCUCAGACGCCAUUCCUAAAGUGGUGUUCAUAAUGACCGGCAUUAUCCACAACUCGGAACAUAUAUUCCUCUGUAAGUUCUUCUCGUAUCUCUCCCAGACAUCCGUGCUUUAUGCUUCUUGGUUGACCGUUCUGAUAACAUCGGAGAGAAUGGUCUGCGUUAGUUUCCCAAUAUGGAGUAGCAUUAAUUUGAAAAUCAAACUAAAAAUUAUCGCCAUGGUAACCACGUUCUUAUUCAUUUCCUGCCUGACAGCAUCAAACCUGUAUUAUCGAACAUUAAUUCCAAGACCUUUCAGUAACGCCAAAAUCUGUGUCACUACCGGACCAGAAGACUAUGCAGUUUUCUACGAGUUAAUCUACGGCGUUUUCUUCAGUUUUUUACCGGCUGUUUUAUUAGUGAUUUUCAGUUCUGUAAUAAUUUCAAAACUGAGGAACCGUUUUUUAGUCAAAGAUUCCCAGCAGAAGAAAGCUAACCAAAGUCAAGCUUCGAACGAUGCUAUUCGAAUACUCUUCUUAAUCAAUUUGGUAUAUUUCCUGAUAGUACUUCCAUACGGCAUCAUGGUUUUCGUCGUGAGAUUUAACCCGGGCAACAGAGUUAUGAUGAUUGCUCUAAGCGUCACAGACGUGUUGUAUUAUAUUUCAAAUAGCAUCAAUUUUGUUUUAUAUUCUGCCAGUGGACCGACAUUUCGCAAAGAGCUCCGUUCUUUUUGUCGUGGGGAGGAAUCUUUAACAACAGAACGGACGCAGAGUAACCGCUUUUCCUCGGUUAAUGAAACUACAUUUAGUAAACGGAAGCGGAAGGACAGUAUCUCAAUAGUAUCGUUGACUUCCGUCAGAGAAUUCGAUCAAAUUUCCGUCAGACGGAACACAUAA
This is a messenger RNA of Octopus sinensis (East Asian common octopus), 1218 nucleotides long. Its product is annotated as C-C chemokine receptor type 1-like. Gene Ontology annotation, biological process: G protein-coupled receptor signaling pathway. The coding region runs from base 145 to 1218 and encodes 357 amino acids. Gene Ontology annotation, molecular function: G protein-coupled receptor activity. The record is from RefSeq and is a predicted model, not a curated record. The transcript is spliced from 2 exons. NCBI's taxonomy places the organism in Eukaryota, Metazoa, Mollusca, Cephalopoda, Octopoda, Octopodidae. Gene Ontology annotation, cellular component: plasma membrane.